This is a messenger RNA of Colletes gigas, 1496 nucleotides long. RefSeq names its product protein pelota (gene pelo). Bases 283 to 1446 code for a protein of 387 amino acids. Gene Ontology annotation, cellular component: cytoplasm. Gene Ontology annotation, biological process: nonfunctional rRNA decay; ribosome disassembly; RNA surveillance. The record is from RefSeq and is a predicted model, not a curated record. The transcript has 10 exons. Lineage: Eukaryota; Metazoa; Arthropoda; Insecta; Hymenoptera; Colletidae.
GCAUGCCGUAUUCCCCUCGAAUGGAACGAAGUAACGAAUUUUUGGUUGUAUUAAAUUUGUAGAAUAUCGUUCACACGCCAUCUGUAAACCUGUAUUUAGAGAUAAUUCGGUAAUCGAACCAUGAAUGGGGCUGUUGAUCGGCGGAAAAGUAUCAUGUUUGACAUAUGGCACAAUUUAUUUUACAUCAUUCCAAUCAAGCGUAAAACACGGAAUGUAUGAUUUUUUAAAAUACAAAUCAGUGCAAUUAUACUUGAGAUAUAAUAUAAAAAUAAAUAGUAUAAAAUGAAGCUUGUAUCAAAGUAUAUUGAUAAAGAUAGAAAAGGGAGUGUGACCCUUGUCCCAGAAAAUACAGAAGAUAUGUGGCAUGCAUAUAAUCUAAUUAGUGAAGGAGAUCUUAUUACUUGCUCUACUAUUAGGAAAGUGCAAACAGAAUCUGCAACUGGUAGCUCUAAUAAUUAUAGGGUGAGGACUACCCUUACUAUAUCUGUGGAAGGCAUUGAUUUUGAUACACAAGCAUGUGUUUUAAGACUGAAAGGUAGAAAUGUAGAAGAAAAUAAACAUGUUAAGAUGGGAGCAUAUCACACAUUGGAUGUAGAACAAAAUCGAAAAUUUACAAUUAGUAAAAUUAAAUGGGAUUCUAUUUCUUUGGAAAGAGUUGAUACAGCAUGUGAUCCUACACAGAAUGCAGAUGUUGCAGCUGUGGUGAUGCAAGAAGGCAUAGCGCAUAUUUGUUUAAUAACUUCAAAUAUGACAAUAGUACGUGCUAAAAUAGACCAAGUUAUUCCUAGAAAAAGGAAAGGAAACGUUUCACAGCAUGAAAAGGGUUUAGCAAGAUUUUAUGAUAAUAUAAUGCAAGGAAUCUUGAGACACAUCAAUUUUGAUAUUGUGAAAUGUAUUAUUCUUGCUAGUCCUGGUUUUGUUAAAGAUCAGUAUAUGGAUUACAUGAUACAACAGGCCAUUAAAACAGACAACAAAGUAAUAUUAGAAAAUAAGGGUAAAUUCUUACUUGUCCAUUCGAGUUCCGGUUUCAAACACUCGUUAAAAGAGGUUCUGGCUGAACCAGCUGUCAUCUCUCGAAUCUCUGAUACGAAGGCAGCAGGCGAGGUGAAAGCUUUGGAAGCAUUUUAUACAAUAUUGCAAACUGAUCCUUCUAGAGCGUUUUAUGGAAAAAAGCAUAUUAAUAAAGCUAUCGAAUCACAAGCUGUCGAAACGUUGCUUAUCUCGGACAAAUUAUUUAGGUGUCAAGAUAUUGCUUUGAGAAAAGAAUAUGUUGAGAUAGUCGAAAGUGUAAGAGAGUCUAACGGGGACGUGAAAAUAUUUUCGAGUCUCCAUGUAUCUGGCGAACAAUUAGAACAAGUUACGGGCAUAGCAGCUAUUCUACGUUUUCCUAUGCCAGAAUUAGAAGAUGAAAGUGAUGGUGAAAGCGAUUCAAACGAAGAUGAUUAAAAAGGUUAAUACAAUGUGCUAACGUAUAACUUUGUAUAUAAUUUGUGCUG